This is a messenger RNA of Physeter macrocephalus (sperm whale), 4439 nucleotides long. RefSeq names its product ATP-binding cassette sub-family C member 4-like. Gene Ontology annotation, molecular function: ABC-type transporter activity; ATP binding; ATP hydrolysis activity. Gene Ontology annotation, biological process: transmembrane transport. Lineage: Eukaryota; Metazoa; Chordata; Mammalia; Artiodactyla; Physeteridae. Gene Ontology annotation, cellular component: plasma membrane. The record is from RefSeq and is a predicted model, not a curated record.
AUGGAGACGGGGUGUGGAGAGAGAACUCAGGCUGCAGCGGUUGAAAGCCUGCAGAGGAGUCUUCAGACCACUGUCCGUCCUGCCUCCUGCUGGACACGGGCUCGGGGCGGUAUCUGCAAAACAGCUCAAAGGUAUCUUUCUGUGUAUCCCUGGAUGGGGAACCACGACCCUGCCCGCAAGGCUCCUGUCCUGUGCCACCUGAUUCCCGAAGGCCUGGGAAUGGCCUUCCUCUCUGUGUUCCUAAACUUUCUGUUACUUGAUGAGAUAUCACAGUGCAACCCUCAGCUGCCAUCAGAUGGUAAAACCAUAGUGGAGUGCAAGAUUUCGCUGCUUUUUGGGAUGAGGAGAGCUUUCAAAGUAUUAGCACAUUUUGAACUUCAAGUACAUACGUUUGUAAUGUUAGACUUUAUAGGAUUGGACAGACAAAAUGCUGCAGUAUGGAAUGGGUUAGCUAACAGUGCACGUGUAGUGAAUGUGCAGCCAUGUGCUGGAGCUAAAGAUACAGACGUGAGCAGGACCCAGACACCUCUGCCCUCCAGAGGCAGCCAGGUUCUGGGGCGAGACAGAUACGCAGGCAGAUUAUUUCAGCCCAGUGUGUCGUCACUGUUGAGUGCGGUGCUGGGGGAGCUGCCCCCGAGUCAGGGGCUGGUCCUCGUGCACGGGAGGAUCGCGUAUGUUUCUCAGCAGCCCUGGGUGUUUUCAGGAACUGUGAGAAGUAAUAUUCCAUUUGGGAAGAAAUAUGAAAAAGAACGAUAUGAAAAAGUAAUAAAGGCUUGUGCUUUGAAAAAGGAUUUAGAGGUUUUGGAGGAUGGAGACCUAACUGUGAUAGGAGACCGGGGAACCACGCUGAGUGGAGGGCAGAAAGCCCGCGUCAACCUCGCAAGAGCCGUGUAUCAGGAUGCAGACAUCUACCUCCUGGACGAUCCGCUCAGUGCAGUAGAUGCAGAAGUGAGCAGGCACCUGUUCGAACUGUGUAUUCGCCAAGCCUUGCACGAGAAGAUCACAAUCCUAGUGACUCAUCAGUUGCAGUACCUAAAAGAUGCAAGUCAGAUUCUGGUACCGAAAGAUGUUGCCUACGUCCUUCAGGAUUGGUGGCUUUCAUACUGGGUGAAUGGACAGAGUAUACUGUAUGCCAUGGUGUAUGGAAAAGGAAACCUAAUUGUGGUGCCUGAUCCUGACUGGUACUUUACAGUUUAUUCAGUUCUAACUGUAGGUACUGUCCUUUUCAGCAUCACAAGAUCUCUGUUGAUGUUCUGCGUUCUUGUUAAUUCUUCACAAAUUUGGCACAACAAAAUGUUGGAGUCCAUUUUGAGAGCUCCGGUAUUGUUCUUUGAUAGAAAUCCAAUAGGUAAGUCGGACACCAAGUUUCUCAGCAUAUAUGUCUUGUUAAUGCAUUUAGUGCCUGAUUACAUUUGCUGUGAUUUGAAUUUGGUCAAAGAUAGGUUCGGAGAGAAUCUUCAUGUCCAGGCCAUUAAAGUGAAGCUUGGUGUGAGCAGCAGGAGUUGGAGGUUUCAUGUGGAGGACCCUCUACAGAAGGGGCGUCAGCCCUCUUCUCCCAGGCAGCCCGCCGGGAGGCCCUUUGGCAGGAUGUGCAACCACAGAGCACGGGAGGCAGUUGGUUUCCUUGCAUCCAGCCUCCCUGACUUUCUCUAUUGUUUGUCUCUUGGCUCUGCUUCCCCAGCACGGAGCCUGGUGUUUUCCCACUUAUCAUCUUCUCUCCAAGGACUCUGGACCAUCCGGGCGUACAAAGCCGAAGAGAGGUUUCAGGAACUGUUCGAUGCACACCAGGACUUGCAUUCAGAGGCUUGGUUACUGCUUUCGACUACGUCCCGAUGGCUCGCUGUGCGUCUGGAUGUCAUCUAUGCCACCUUUGUACUUGUUGCCUUUGUGUCCCUGAUUCUGGCAGAAACUUUGGAUGCCGGGCAGGUUGGCCUGGCGCUGUCUCUCGCCCUCACGCUCAUGGGGCUGAUCCAGUGGUGCGUCUGGCAAAGCGUCAAAGUUGAGAAUAUGAUGAUUUCAGUAGAAAGAGUGAUUGAAUAUACAGACCUUGAGAAAGAAGCACCCUGGAAAUACUUCUUUCAUCGUCCACCACCAGCCUGGCCCCAUGAAGGAAAGAUUUUCUUUCAAAAUAUUAACUUAAGGUACAGCUUGGAUGGGCCUCUGGUAUUGAAGGACCUGACAGCAGUCAUUAACUCAAGAGAAGAGGUUGGCAUUGUGGGAAGAACAGGAGCUGGAAAAAGUUCCCUCAUCGCUGCCCUUUUUAGUCUGUUAGAACCUGAAGGUGAAAUUUCCAUCGAUGGGAUCCUGACAUCCAUAAUUGGAUUUCACCAUUUAAGGAAGGAAAUGUCAGUUGUACCUCGGGUUGGCAUUGUGGGAAGAACAGGAGCUGGAAAAAGUUCCCUCAUCGCUGCCCUUUUUAGACUGUUAGAACCUGAAGGUGAAAUUUCCAUCGAUGGGAUCCUGACAUCCAUAAUUGGAUUUCACCAUUUAAGGAAGGAAAUGUCAGUUGUACCUCGGCAAAAAAAAAAAAAAAAAAAAAAAAGGUGUUCCGAAGGUAAAAUGGAUACUGAAUUAGCAGGAUCAGGAUCGAACUUCAGUGCUGGACAGAGACAACUGGUGUGUCUUGCUAGGGCUAUUCUCAGGAAAAAUCAGAUAUUGAUUAUUGACAAAGCCACAUCAAAUGUGGACCCAAGAACUGAUGAGUUAACCAAAAAAAUCCAUGAGAAAUUUGUUCAGUGCACUGUGCUAAAUCACAGAUUGACCACCAUUAUUGACAGCGACAGGAUAAUGGUUUUGGAUUUAGGGAGACUGGAAGAAUACGAUAAGCCAUAUCAUUUGCUGCAAGAUAGAGACGGCCUGUUUUACAAGAUGGUGCAACAACUGGGCAAGGACGAGGCUGCUGCCCUCAUUGAAACAGUAGAACGGGUGCACUUCAAAAUGACAUAGCCAGAUAUUACUCACAGUGACCAUGUGGUUAUGAACGCUUCCAAUGGACAGCCCUCAGCCUCAACAAUUUUUGAGUAAGCACCGUGAUUCUACCAUGAGGUCAAGUCUAUUCUGAAGGCAUUUCUCCAAUAGUCUUUGCACUGCAUAAGCUAUAUUGUAUUUUCUUUACACCAGCAACAAAUAUUUACACAUACAAGAUGUUUAUUUGGAUUAUUUUCUCCAACUUCUCCCAACGAGUCUAAGCUCUUACAAAAGGAUGAUUUUUAUUAUAUUAUUUUUUUUUCUUACCUAAUCAGAGGUACAGGCCACCAAUAAAAGCUGUCUCCCAGUUUUUGUGCCUUGAGAGACUCCAGAGACAAAGCACAUUUUCUAAGGUGCAAGACAAAGUUGUCACAGAUGUUUCUUACUAUUCCCCAAAUUAUAUACCCCUGUCCAAUUAUAUCAGGGAUUCUAUUUAGUUGAAGUGUGUGAAGUUGCCAUUUUGUCUCACCACUUCCUUUAACAGAACUGGGUUCCAUACCCAAAGACCUCUGGUUAAAAUAGUAAAUAGUAAGAGAAAACUAAUAGGAAAAACAAAAAAUAUACCUUAGUGUAAAUGACAUUAUAUGAGAGAGAGGCAGCCCCUCUCCAGAAAAAAAAAAUAGAUAUAUGGUUAAAAUACAGAAGGACAAUAUUAUAUGUUCUAAAAGAGAAAGGAGAGAAAAUAUACUUUUUCAAAAUAGGAGCCCUUCUAGGGAAUUUCAUAAUGAAGGACAGAUGUGUGAUCAAUUGUCUUUUAGACUGAAGAUCUUAUUUUUUAAUUUUUUUUAUUGUGGUAAAAUAUAUAUAACAUAAAAUUUGCCAUAUAACCAUUUUUAAACAUACAAUUAGUGUCAUUAAUCACAUUUACAGUGUUGUACAACCAUCAAUGUCUGGUUAAUUUUUGGUAAUUAUUUUAGGACUAUUCAAUUUGUUAUUUCUAUAGAGUCAUUUUUGGUAUGUUUUAUUUCUCUAGGAGUGGAUCUCCUGUAAGUUUUGAACUUGAUUGAUGUAAAGUUAUUCACAAUAUCUUAUAUGUUUAAACUCUGCAGCACCUGUAAUUGUGUUUUUUUGCUUUUUAUGGCUUGACUGAUCCUUUCUGGUUUUUUAAACAUUUUCUAGUUCAUUAUAUUAUUCUUUCUUUCCUUCAACUUUUCAUUUAUUUUGAGAUUUUUUUUCUCAAUUCUUAAGCUGGAAACUUAGAUUAAUUUUUAACUUAAUUCUUUUUCUAAUAUAAGUACAUAAAGCAUACUUUUGUUUCUUAAGACCCACCUUAGCUGCAACCUACAAGUUUUGGUGCUUAGCACUGAUCAAUAACCACAGUAUUAGGUAUUUUCUAAUUUCUAAUUUAACUCAGUCAUAUCACCAAAGGUAACCACAUUCACCCACAAAGUCCUUGUUUCCACCAUUUUGUAUUUUAUUUGGUGAUUCUAAAAUGUUAUAUGUGUAACCAGUAAUUUUCAAAUAAAAAUCCU